Molecule: messenger RNA, 1387 nt
Organism: Caenorhabditis elegans
Lineage: Eukaryota; Metazoa; Nematoda; Chromadorea; Rhabditida; Rhabditidae
Gene: M05B5.1
Product: Tyrosine-protein phosphatase domain-containing protein
Exons: 4
Coding region: 1-1338 (445 amino acids)
Molecular function (GO): protein tyrosine/serine/threonine phosphatase activity; hydrolase activity; protein tyrosine phosphatase activity
Source: RefSeq, marked reviewed
AUGACUUUCAGCAAGCAGAAUGUGACAAGAAGAAAGAAGAAGCGCCAAGAUGAUACAAUUGCUGAAGAUGAACAGGAGCCAACUCAACAGCCAACGUCAAAAGAGAUGAGCAAGGAAGCAAUGAAGAAGGGCAAAUCAAAGGAGAAGGAACGAGCCUCAAAAGACAAGAUGUCUGCUUCUGGGGAAAAGGCUGAAAAGGAAAAAGAUCUAAAAUUUGUGGCUGCAACAAAGGGACUCUGCAAGUACAUUCUAGAUAUGAAAGAAGCCAGUCUCAACACAUAUUUCGACGCGAAUCUUGCCAACUAUAGCCCCUCUAAAUGCACAUUUAAUGAGUGGGAGAAGAAUGUCAACAAGAAUCGCACGAAAGAUGUGAAGCUCAUUGAUGCGACACGAGUUGUGCUCACCAAUCCGGAGAAAUCAAAAAUGGGACCUGCGGAUGAUGUGGAAGGCUACAUCAAUGCUAGCCACAUCCGUUUUGACAACGCUUCAACAGAUUAUAUCCUCACGCAAUAUCCACUGCCAAGCACCAUCCGAGACUUCUGGAAGAUGGUCUACGUGACGAAGGUCACGCAAGUCAUCACAAUUUUUGAGCCAAUCAAGGACGAAGCGAUUGAAGAAUUUGCAAACUUCCCUGCACCAGCAUCUCCUGUACCUCCUCCACCUACUGCUUCAUCCAAGGAUAUCGGAAGCUCACCUGAUCAGCAACCUCGAGAGAGAGAACAAAUUGAGAUUAAAUCUAUUCGAUGUGACAAUCAUCUCCACCAGUCGUUCUUCCCUCUGUCGACGGAUCACUACUUGAAUCUGGAAGGUUGGCUGAUCAACACUAGAGCUGUAGAAGUAGAUCAACGAUGCAAGAACUGGAUGAACAAAUAUACAGUGGAAGUUGUCGCAGAUGGAUGUAGUGAGGCAACAUUUGCCAAAGUCUACAAUUGCACCACGUGGCCAUGGAAGAGCUACCCUGAUGAUGUGAAGAAAGUGCUCGCGUUGGUUCGAGCUCCUGUCAAGGAAAGCUCACCAACAGUUGGAAAGCAGCCCCCAGUGAUUGUAAUGUGUGACCUUGGUCUAGAUCGCUCAGCUACUGUAGUGCUCACUUCAAUCAUCAUAGAACAAGUGUUAGAUGGGAAAACUCCCGAUUGUGAUGACUUGUUCAGAAAGAUGCGUGAUCAACGUGCUGGAGUCUUCACAAUGAGCAUCUUCUUCACGUAUGCCAUCCGUGCGGCUCUUUUCUAUUUAAAGCUUAAGCUUCAAUGUCUGAACGAGAAUGGAAAUGAGGAUGUGAAGACGAUGAUCACAGAAGCGCUGGCAAAGGUCCCUUUCCUGACGAAAAAAGCUAAAUAGCUCUUUAUGUAAAUUUUUCUUUUCUACAAUGAACCUUCGACUCUCGAUA